Molecule: messenger RNA, 2589 nt
Organism: Stereum hirsutum FP-91666 SS1
Lineage: Eukaryota; Fungi; Basidiomycota; Agaricomycetes; Russulales; Stereaceae
Exons: 17
Coding region: 1-2589 (862 amino acids)
Biological process (GO): retrograde transport, endosome to Golgi
Cellular component (GO): GARP complex
Source: RefSeq, a predicted model, not a curated record
AUGUACCGCCAACACCAUGACGAGCUCCCACCAGAGCUCAUAUUAUCCAUCCAGCGUAUUCUUGAAAUUCAACCGGGCCCAGACAGUGAUCCUUUAGAUACACUCUCUGAUGACUUGAGUACUACCGACAUCCUCAACUCUUACUUUCCCGAUGAGGCCUCGCUGGCGCAGAUAGAUGCCGUCCAGGCCCAGCUCGCGAAGGAUGAAAUGGCGCUGCAAGAUGAGAUUGCUGCAUUGCAGGACGAGUUAACACGGCAACAGGAUCCGGGGAGGAUGCAGCUCAUUCAGGAGAUGAUCUCAGAUCUACUAGGCCAGAUGUCUCGUAUCAGAGAGAAGGCCACGGAGUCAGAGGCCAUCGUCCGAAAUAUCACUAAGGACAUUCAGGUUUUGGAUUUGGCGAAGAAGAAUCUUAUUCUGAGUAUGACGACGCUGAAGAGGAUGCAGAUGCUCGUCAAUGCUCUUUCACAGCUGGACGACUACAUUAAAGACAAGAAGUACCAUGAAAUCACGGAGAGUCUCGCCGCUGUGAAGCAGAUUUCUGCGUCGUUCAAACCGUAUACCUCGGUCCCCCGGAUAGCGCAACUGUGGAAACGUAUACAAGAAGUUCAGGGCGCAAUCCGAACCCUGCUUGAAGCAGACUUUGAUACCUAUUACCUACAAACCCCUGCCGCUCCAAAACCUGCCACCCUCCUUGCCGCCUGUUCCACCGCUGAUAUUCUAGGCGAAGACGUCCGCGCUUUCCUCACAUCCCGUUAUGUUUCCCUUCUCCUCGCCGAAUACCGACGCGUAUUUCGAUUGACGGACGAGGCUGGACAAUUGGAUAAUGUGAGCCGGAGAUUCGCCUGGUUUAGACGGGUAUUGAGUACACACGAGGGUGGUCUUGGGAGAGGGUUCAAGGAAGAGUGGAGGGUUGGAUGGGCUCUUGUGCAGGGCUUCACGGAGGUUACCAGGGAUGAUAUGGCAGCUCUGUUGAGCAAGGCGGGCAAGGACUUGACUGUAGCCAUGCUUUUGGACGCAUUGCAGCAGACGAAAGAUUUUGAGAACUCGAUGGCGAGGAAGUUUGCUGUCCCUUUCAGCGAAAUAAUACAGGCUUUCUCAUCGACCCCCACACGGCCUGCUCAACCAAUAAGCGCCGCAUUUGAACCACACAUGGGCGUGUAUGUCGAUGCACAAGACAGGCCAGUUCUCCCAUCCAUCUCAGACAUGCUUGCCCCUCAUCGAUCUUCCUCCAAACCGCCGGCUCGGACAUCCCUCGAUACUCAACUGUCUGCUGGGCCAGAGAACAACGGAGAUGACGAGGAGGGAGCGGCUGCCGUUCUGCCAUCAUCGACUGAGCUGUUUUAUUUCUAUGGACAAACGCUGGAGGGAUGUGCCAUGCUCUCAACUGGAAAGCCGCUGUUUGAUCUGUGUGAAGUGUUUAGGAAGUGGUUGAGAGUCUACGCUGAGGAAGUAUUGGUAGCUAACAGAAAGAGGUAUGUUGCUCUCCCUGGCCGACGCUCAAUGGACACUCGAUUCGAUCCCAACGAGGUCAAGAACGCGUGUGUUCUCAUCAAUACGGCCGAUUACUGUCAGACAACAGCGCAAGAGCUCGAGGAGAAAUUGCGUUCGAAGGUGGCACCUCAGUAUAAGGAGAAAAUAUCAUUCCAAGCGGAAUGCGACCUUUUCAUCAGGCAUGCCCCUGCCAUCACUAUCCUCCUUUUGCUCCGUGAACUUGAAGUAGCCAUCGAUCCUUCCCUCAAUACCCUCACCCGCACGCCCUGGGGCACAGAUGUUACUGGCCCGUCGCCGUUUGUGGAUGAGCUGGCUCGGGCUCUGGACAUGGUCAGCGAGACGGUGAAACCCCUCGUAGAAGGCAAAAAGUAUCUGAGGAAUUUCUUCGAUAAGGCGGCUAGCUUGGUGAUGGCGAAGUUCACAAACUCACUUGUGAAGAGUCGACCGCUGAAGGAGAAUGGAGCUGAGCAGGUGGCUCACGUCACAACUGGUGUGCAGCUCCUCAUUGACUUGGCUGUGCUGAAGACCUGCCUAUUGAAGCUACCAGGCGAUACAUUGGUUACGGCGGGGUACACCCGGAGCGUUACAAAGAGUUCGCAGCGGCUAGAGGCUCUGCUGAAGGUCAUUGUGACGCCGCAAGACCCUGCGGAAGGCUUUAUUCUGAAUUACACACUGCUCAUCGGCGAUGCUUCGUUCUCCAACUUCCAAAAGAUCCUGGAUCUAAAAGGCACCACUCGCGCCGCUCAAAACGACCUCCUAGACUCCUUUGUGACCAUCACCUCCACUAAGCCUGAACUAGAACAAACCUCCUUCCUCACCUCGCUCGACAUGGACCCCCACCCGCAACAAUCCCAAAUACACGCCUUCAGUCAAUUAGGAAAUAUGACCAGCCCAGGAGGCUCUCGAGUCUCGUUGCCUGGCUUAUUGGUGAAUUCCGGUGAAUCGGGGAUGGUAUCGCCGCCUCCGGGUGCGUUGACGCCGACUGGGUUGGGACCUGGGAGUGGGGCGGAGACUCCGUUGAGGGGGGAGCAGAAGGUAUUCUCAGAUUUCAGGAGGUUUGUGAGUUUCGGGUUGAGGAGGGAUACGGCGCCGCAGUAG